Fusarium vanettenii 77-13-4 is the source of this 2520-nucleotide messenger RNA. RefSeq lists its product as uncharacterized. Gene Ontology annotation, molecular function: beta-glucosidase activity. The coding region runs from base 1 to 2520 and encodes 839 amino acids. The record is from RefSeq and is a predicted model, not a curated record. The transcript has 4 exons. Gene Ontology annotation, biological process: glucan catabolic process. Lineage: Eukaryota; Fungi; Ascomycota; Sordariomycetes; Hypocreales; Nectriaceae.
AUGCACAUUCUUCAGCGUGCCCCGAUAGAUGUUGAGGCAACACUUGCCUCGCUGACAUUAUCUGAGAAGGUCUCUCUCCUUUCAGGCGCCGACUUCUGGCACACCGAGGCCCUACCAUCCCACAACAUCCCCUCAGUGAAAUGCACUGAUGGACCUAACGGAGCCAGAGGCGGUCGUUUCUUCAAUCCCGUCCCCGGACUCUGCAUUCCCUGCGGAACGGGAUUGGGCGCCACUUGGAAUCCCGACCUGCUUUACGCCGCAGGCCAGCUCCUCUCACGAGAGUGCGAGGCCAAGGGCGCCCAUGUUUGGUUGGGUCCUACGGUCAACUUGGUCCGUGGUCCCCUCAACGGACGCGGCUUUGAGAGCUUCUCUGAAGAUCCCUACCUGAGCGGUGUGCUGGCUACAGCCAUUAUUCGCGGAGUGCAGAGUCGAGGAACGCUCGCUGCUCUGAAGCACUUUGUGGCUAAUGACCAAGAGACUGACAAAAUGUCGACUGAUAUUUGCAUGUCUGAGAGGGCCUUGCGAGAGGUGUAUCUCAAGCCUUUUCAGAUGGCUGUCAGAGAUGGAAAACCAAGGGUUGUAAUGUCGUCCUAUAACAAGGUCAACGGUACCCACGUUUCGGAAAGCCAGAAGCUUCUAGACCAAAUACUAAGGCAGGAAUGGCGCUUUGAUGGCCUCAUCAUGAGUGAUUGGUUCGGCACUUAUGGGUGCAGUCGCUCCUUGAACGCCGGCGUGGAUAUUGAGAUGCCCGGCCCAUCGAGGCACCGAGCUGAUAAAGUCAUCGUGGCUGUCACUUCAGGCAAGGUGUCUGUGGACACGAUCGACGAAAGAGCUAGGAAAGUACUCGAAUUUGUCAACAACACGGCUGCAGCGCGAGUCUCACCAAAAGAGACAACUCGUGAUUUGCCGGAGGAUCGGGCCUUCAAUCGACGUCUCGCCCAGGAGAGUAUCGUUCUUCUCAAGAACUCGGAAAACAUUCUUCCCCUUAGACCCCAGGACUGUCAAGACGUUGCCGUUAUUGGCCCGAACGCCAAGCUUCCUGCCGCUUGUGGAGGGGGAAGUGCUAAUUUGCGACCCUACUACACGAGCUCCGUCUUCCAAGGAAUUCGAGAUCAAUUACCAUCCUCAGCACGUCUUCAUUCUGAGCCAGGCGUAUUCGGGCAUCUUCUCUUGCCCUACUUCACAAGCGAACACGUCGUCGAUGAGUUUGGGCAACCAGGGGUGUCCGUCGCAUUCUUUAAUGAGCCUGAUUCUGUCCCGGAUAGAAAACCCUUUGACAGUCAAAACGUUCCAGAUACUACCUACCAGCUUAUGGACUACGACCACCCAGAGAAGAAAGACGUGUUCUAUAUAUCAAUGCGGGCAGACUACAGACCAGAUGUCGACGGUCUGUACGAGUUCGGCCUAGCCAGCUACGGUGUUUCAAGGCUUUACAUCAACGACCAUCUCGUGAUUGACAACGAGGCAGAGCAAUCUCAUUGCGGCAUGUUCUUUGGUCACGGCUCAUCAGAGAAGCGUGGAACUUUUGAGAUGUCGUCAAAUCGUACCUAUCACUUGCGCGUGGAAGCGGGAAAUGCGCUGACGUCCAGGGUGACUGGGGGUGCAAGUUCAAUGUUGCCUUUACCAGGAGGUGCCUGUCGGCUGGGCGGGUGCCUAAAGCUUGAUCCGACCGAGGGAAUUAGCCGGGCUGUCUCUUUAGCAAAACGAUGUCAGCAGGUCUUUGUCGUUGUCGGCUUCAACUCGGAUCUAGAGAAGGAGGGCAAGGAUAGAGACUCGAUGGCACUUCCACCCCACGUCGACGAUCUCGUCUCAGCCGUACUAGAGGUUCAACCAAACACCAUAGUGGUUACUCAGGCUGGUAAUCCAGUGGCUAUGCCAUGGCGUCACAAGGCCAAAAUAAUUCUUCACAGCUGGUAUGGGGGCAAUGAAGCAGGAAACGCAGUUGCCGACGUUAUCUUUGGCAAGAUAAAUCCCAGCGGAAAGCUGCCGAUGACGUUUCCUAACCGACUCGAGGACGGGCCUACAUAUCUGAGCUUCGGAAGUGACAACGGCCAAAUAUACUAUGCGGAGGAUGUGUUCGUUGGACAUAGAUGGUUCGAGGCUCGUGGUAUUGAUGUUGCAUUUCCAUUUGGGCACGGUCUGAGCUACACGACGUUUGGAAUAUUCAACAUCAGAAUGGAAGGCACUAAUGUCCUGGUGGAUGUUAAAAACACUGGGAACUUGACGGGUGCUGAAGUGCUACGACUAUACAUCACGUUCAACACGACCAAAUCUGGCAGGAGGUCUAGAUUCUUGCGGCCACUUCGAACGCUUGCGGGCUUCCAGAAGUCUCUUCUAGAGCCUUCACAAAGCAAAACCGUGGUCAUGCCUCUAGAUAAGUAUAGCACGGCUGUCUGGGAUGUCAAAAGUGACAGCUGGUGUCGUGAAGCGGGCACGUACACGAUUUCUGUUGUGAGUUCGAGUGGGUGGUUGGAAGCGGAUUUUGUUGAAGGCAAGGAUAAUUAUUGGAACGGGCCUUGA